UGAACAUUGGGUCCGCAUAUCGAUAUGGUCAUUUCCCGCAAUGCGGGCAUCGACGCAACGAUACGGACAACAGUGGGCAGCUAACUGCUCGGGACCGGGAUUAUCCCCACUCAGUUACUUACCUCCGCAUGAACAAUCCCGCUCUGCUGAUCUUGGUUCUCAUCGGACGAUGAUGCUUCUCUACGAUUACAUCCGCUCUCACGUAUACGCUUGCGAUCGUACCCGCCGGCGGCUUUCCGAAACUGCUACUCCCGCCUGCAUCUACCGUGGAGCUGGUCGAGACUGUGACCGGCCAUAUGGUUAUUCCGCGUCCCUUUCUUCAGGCACAGAAUCGCUUCGCGGGCGAACGGACGACGUUUGCUAUUCUCGCACGAGAGAAGAACGCGGAUCGUCCGCGAUGCUUCACCGCUGGAGGUCGUCAAUCGACCGAUGUGUUCCUGUCGCUCUGCAGGUCCAGGCUGACCCGGUGCUGCGACGAUGA
Molecule: messenger RNA, 481 nt
Organism: Punctularia strigosozonata HHB-11173 SS5
Lineage: Eukaryota; Fungi; Basidiomycota; Agaricomycetes; Corticiales; Punctulariaceae
Exons: 1
Coding region: 41-481 (146 amino acids)
Source: RefSeq, a predicted model, not a curated record